Messenger RNA from Acanthaster planci (crown-of-thorns starfish), 5635 nucleotides. RefSeq names its product ribonuclease 3-like. Gene Ontology annotation, biological process: primary miRNA processing; rRNA processing; pre-miRNA processing. The record is from RefSeq and is a predicted model, not a curated record. Gene Ontology annotation, cellular component: microprocessor complex; nucleus. Lineage: Eukaryota; Metazoa; Echinodermata; Asteroidea; Valvatida; Acanthasteridae. Gene Ontology annotation, molecular function: RNA binding; ribonuclease III activity.
GGAGAGGUAAGCCACAACCAAGUAUCCAGCUAGACUGGCUGAUAAGCUUUGGUUCAAUGAUCUAGGAGAGGUGAAUGAUGGACCAUUAUGUCGAUGUAGUAAGAAAGCCAGACAAGUUGGCAUACGACACAACAUCUAUCCGGGUGAGAAGCCUAUUCCACCAUGUGAUCCAUACUCCAACAAUGCUGGCAAGCUGUAUCAUUAUCGUAUUACAAUGGCACCGAGUACAAACUUCCUGACUCAUCAACCCACUGUUAUUGAGUAUGAUGAUAGGGAAUACAUCUUUGAAGGAUUCUCGCUCUUUUCACAUUGCAAGUUAGACAACAUCCCUCCUUGUAAGGUGGUACGUUUCAACAUUGAAUAUUCCAUCAUAUUCAUGGAAGAGCCCAUGCCUGAGAAUUUUUCAGUGAAAGGACUGGACCUGUUUGGUGACUUUUUGUUCUUUGAGAUCUUGGAACUCUACGAUUUUGAGCUCGUCAGUAAAGUUGGUGGCUGUCGUUUCUUCCACUUCAUGCCACGGUUUGCCCGGCAACUACCAAGUAAUGGCAAGGAGAUUUUAUCCAUGCAUCAUGUAAUCCAACACCUGUUACAGAUGAGUCGACCUGUCGUUGAAGCCAAAGAUUUGAAUUAUUGGUUGGAAUGUAAUCAGUUAACUUGGGAACGGUAUGCAGAGGAGUUGAAAGGAAUGAUCGUGACUUGUCCUGGAAAGAAGCCUAGCUCAGUCCGUGUUGAUCAGGUAGACAGGGAAGUUGAACAGAAACCUGACGACACAAAGGACAUCAAGGACAAGUAUCCAACAAUUGUACAUUUUGGACUGCGACCGGCUCAGCUCAGCUAUGCUGGCAAUAAAGAUUAUCAGAACCUGUUUAAAUCCUACUUGAAGAUGAAUCAUCUGCUAGCUAAUAAACCAAAAGUCAGCCUUCAGGAUCGACAGAAGCUAGCUGAGAAAGAGAAGAAGUUACAGAGGAUGCGCUUACAAGGUCACAUGACACGUGAAGUCACAGCGGAGAUCUGCUGCAAGGAUAUGCUGAUGACAGGAAUAGGCUCCGAUGUUUGCCAGCAUGCAAUGAUGCUACCAGUGCUGGUCAACCACAUCCGAUAUUUCAACUGCUUGUACAACAUUGAUGACAUUAUUGGCUACAAAUUCAAGGAUAGAGUCUUAUUAAAGCAUGCUAUGACACAUCCAUCAUACCGCCUCACUUACGGCAUGAAUCCAGAUCAUGUCCGUAACUCACUGUAUAACUGUGGCAUCCGGCAACCUGACUAUGGAGAUAAGAAGAAACAGGUGGAGAGAUCAAGGAAAAAAGGUAUCAAUACAUUGAUCAAGAUCAUGUCUGAGAUGGCUACUCCUGAAGAGCUUUCAUCCCACAUACAUCACUAUGAGAGACUAGAAUUCCUGGGUGACGCUGUGGUAGAAUUCGUCACAAGUACUCAUUUGUAUUAUCUGUUUCCACAUCUGGAGGAGGGAGGAUUAGCGACUUACCGACAGGCAAUAGUACAGAACCAACAUCUAGCUGUCUUAGCUAAGAAAUUGGAGUUGGAACGUUUCCUGUUGUAUGCUCAUGGACCUGACCUGUGUCGUAGCUCAGACUUAAAACACGCUCUAGCUAACUGCUUAGAGGCUCUCAUGGGGGCACUCUACCUGGAAGGAGGAAUACCAGUGGUUAGGCGUAUCUUCUGUGAACUUCUAUUUGAUUUAGAGAAGUUAAGAAGAAUCUGGAUGCAGCACCCUAAACACCCAUUGCAGCUGGAGUUUCCACAAGGUGAUCGACACAUGAUUCAGUAUUCAAACAUCUUACAGAUGUUGCAGAAAUUUGAGGAAUCAACUGGAAUCAAGUUUAAGCACAUCCGUUUGCUUGCGAGAGCUUUUACACAGCGAACAAUGAGCUAUACUAACCUCACAAGAGGUCACAAUCAGAGAAUGGAAUUCUUAGGUGACACUGUGCUACAACUCAUCACCUCUAGCUACCUCUAUAAACACUUCCCUAAUCAUCAUGAGGGGCAUCUAUCUCUGCUGCGAAGUUCUCUUGUCAACAACAAGACACAGGCAACAGUAGCAUCAGACCUUGGUAUGUCAGCUUAUAUCAUUGAUGCAAAGAAUCGUACACUAGAAGAUGGUGGACCUCUACCAACAAAACUCCUUGCUGAUCUUCUUGAAGCUUUUGUUGGUGCUAUGUACGUAGAUCAGGGUAUUGAAGCAGUCACUGUUUUCUGUAAAGUUUGUUUCUUCCCAAGACUCAAGGAUUUCAUCUAUAGUCAGCACUGGAAUGAUGCUAAGUCUCAGCUUCAACAGUGCUGCUUGACAUUGAGAACAGAAGGCAAGGAACCAGACGUACCCCAGUACAAAGUCAUCAGUCAGCAUGGUCCAACCAACAACCGUGUCUAUAAUGUUGCCGUUUACUUCAGAGACAAGCGACUAGGCACGGGAUGUGCUUCAAAUACUCAAGAUGCACAGAUGGAGGCAGCAAAAGAUGCCCUUCAUAAUUAUAAUUUCCCACAACUUCACCAUCAGCGGAUGGUUGUUGAGCGGAAAUACAAGCAAGAUGGUAAGAGUAAGGAGAGAGAUUAUCAUAGAAGGAUAAGAGAUAAGAAUUGAGGAAGUUGUCAACCUUCAUCAGUCCUAUUCCAUCAACUUCAAACCUGUUGUCUACACAGAGAUUCAGAGAACACAAGAUUUAUACAAGGUAACUGUCUCAGUUUAAUUUCACUCAUUAAGAGGCUUCACACAGUUGAUAGUUGUUUGAAUGGUUGUUUCAUUCAGCAUGAAAGAUGCUUUCUUUUAAGUCUGAGAUGUACAACAGUGGGCUUGAAGCGAUAAGAAAGUCGUGUCAAGCUUUCUUCUUGUGAGAAGCAUCAGAAGGUAUUCUGUUUUUGGUCACAAAACAUUAUUCCCAUUCCAAGUCGAGAAAUUUCAAGCUGAAACCCAUAACUGAAAAUGGACUUGUAGUUGAAGAUUAUCGUGUGGAAGCAAAUUAAUCAGCAGACAACAUAUGGAAUGCUUUUCGAAUGCUUUUCUUGCUCAAUUGGAUUUUGUUUUCUUUUUUAGCAGUUUGACUUUGAUCACAUGGCACCGCAGUUAACCUGCAAAUAUUCAUUUUACUGUCUUAAGAAGCAGAAUUAUUCUUAUUUCUCGAAUCCCUGGUAGUACUCUCCUUGUUAAAAGUUGUCACUGUUUUCAAUAUUAAAAAAAUGUGGAAGACAUGAGUUAAAUUUCAUGAAAAUGUUUGGGUGCAAUCUAAUAGUCUGUGACAAAAAUAUGUGAUAAGGAUAGGUUUUCUUGUUCCUAUGAAUUCCUGCUUUUACGUUCAUAGGUUUUAUCCUGCUGAAUAAUGUAUGGAAAACUACGUAACUUGGUAAAUUACAAGGUCCAUGGGUAAAUGUAAUCCUGACGAUUUGCAAUGCUUGAGCCGUAGGCUGCUGCAUCCUUACUGGAUGUAACCCUGAUAUGCAGAUUUAGAUUUGUUUAUGCAGUCGUAAAAUGGGCACAUCCUGACUAUUAAAAACAUGUUAGGACCAUUAAGUUUUAUGUCGUUCAUCUUUGAUGUUGAGUUGAAGUUGUUCCUUCAGGUAGCUUCUAAUCAUUAACUAUGCAUGGCAGUUGUUUCUGACAGUCCAGAAAAUGAAGUAGUUGUAGAUAUCAGUGAUGUUAUAACUAUAUUUAUGUAUAAGCAUUUGAUUUCUUAGCAGUGUUCGUUUUGAUUUUUGUGUCAUGUUAUAGUUAAUAUUCUUAUACUUGUUUCAUUCGUUGUUACCAGCAUUUUCCUCUUCCUGGUUGCAUCUUAGAGAUGUUACAUAACCAGGUUUAUGAGAAAUGAGGUAAUUUUUGAUGUAACCUUCAUUCGAAUACCUGCACCGUGCAUGCAUAAUUCUUUCUGGAAAUCAUUGUCAUCGAGAUUUUUGAUGGCAUGUAUUUACAUGUCUUUUUAAGUAAACAAGAACUGAGAGAGCUUGUAUUUUUUGCAGUCAUGCGCGCAGAAUUUGUAGACACUGGGGUGCAGACAGGCUUUGUUGACCCUUGAUACAGUUGGCUAGCCACAGUUAAUUGAGCUAUUUAUUAUGCACAUGCCAGCUACCUGCUUGUGCUUGCAUAAAUAUGUUCCAGCAAGCCAGAUUCUGAUUAUUAAUGUGUUUGAAUUUCAUUGAAAUUCUCACACAGUUACAGUUGAAGUGGAAGGUAUCGUUCAAGAAUUUGAGAAGUUUAUAAAAUUGGACAAAUAAGAACCAGGUUUUUCAAUGUUGAAUAUGUUGGCGAUGAAGUAACACAGUUAUCAUCGUUAUUUUCUUGUGAAAAUACCGAAGUUAAGGUGAUUUAAGGUAUGAAAGGGGCAUAGUUUGUUAAACUAUUGGGAUUUGGUCUUACCAACAAAGAGCUUGAUUGCAAACAGGUUGAUUGCAAGAAUGUUGACCAAAAAUGGAAUCAUCUGCAAGAUAUAGAAUAUCGAACACCAGAUGAUGUGUCUGAUUGGAAAUUAAAAACAAAACACAAAUAAUGUACAUGAAGGUAUUAGCCUUUCGAACAAGGUAUGCUUUAUUCUUUCUGGUCUUUUCUUUUUAACUAGAUAAUUGCUGCUGUUGGAUUACAAGGGAAGAAUUUUGACCCGUGACAAUAUAAGAAUCACUCAGCAUCAUUAUUCUUUUUCACCUGCCUCUCUUCAAAUACAAAACUCGAAUCAAAUUUCGUUUUUAAAGGCAGCAAAAACCAACAGAAUUAGCAAUGCAGUAAAAGACAGUGUAGCGUGAGUUUUAAACAAUUUACAAAACUGGCUGAGUGUUAAAUGUACAGGGUUCCUGUGGAUGCCUUUCCCCUUAACGCGUUCCUGUAUAAUAUCUCUCCACAUGUUUGCCAAACACUGAUGCAGUUCACAGUGUGUGUAGUAUCUCGUUACCUACCAGCCAAUUUUUCAAGUAGAUGUUCAAAUCGAAAAAAUCUAAUGUUUUCGCUGAUGAUUUCAACCGAAAAUCGAAAAUUGUAAUCAGUUACAGCGUCCUUGAGAGGACGGGGGUUUUUUGAUGAAAAAAACAAAACAAACGGAAAAAAACGGGUACUUUGACGCUCAUUUCACGAGCGAUGCCAACCAAGGAACGUUGGUUUUUUGUGUGUGACUGAGUUCGGACGUUUCUUCUCAAUCGUUCAGUCAAAAGAUACACUAGACUUUCCAAAAUGUCACUUAAAUAAAAUAAUCACCAUUUUUUGUUAACGUUCCCAAGUUCUGAACUUUUAAUUCGUCUGGAGAGGACUGGAAGAUGCAAAUGCUUCAGCGAAUUUAGGAAUCAGUCAUUCCAAAUGAUCAGUGGUGGAUCCUUUUCCACAUAUGUUCAUUCAAUGUCGUCAUAUUUGAAUGUAAUUUGUUUACUCUAGUCUCUACAUAAUGUAAAGAUUGAAGUCGUCUUUUUUCGGUCUAUUUCAAGAAUGUUUGAUCAGGUUCAUAGAAUGUAUACAACCAUUUACAGACCUACUAGGCACGGUGUGUUGCAAGACGAGAAAUUGUAGGCUGAGCAACCAGUUUUAAGGACAAGAAAAGAACCGAAUCAACUGUUUCUGAAAGAUUUGAAAAUAUAAAUACAUUUUCUUUUUUUCAUGAGGACAUAAGCCUAUUUAUUUAUUCCAUGGAAUGAAAAGUCUGUUGGAAAGUAA